CUCCUGGUACUUUCAGCCUGUGAAAGUCAGGUGGAGUCUAUUUGCCCCAUGAGGCCACGCGUUCAUGAGGUCAUUCACCCCAGGGUGGCAGGGGAAGGCACUGAGUGUGCUAAGGGCAGAGGUAUCAGAUGCGCCUCACUGCCAUGAAUUCUAGGAACAGGCUAUAGCUGAGCCUUCUUGGAGAGAGCUCAGGGCCAAAGCCUGCACCGUACUCCUGUGAGGAAGAGGAAGAGGAGAAUACAGAAAUCACUGCUGCACCAACGGUAGAUAGGAGCUGCAGGAAUCGGGGAUCAAGGGGGUUUCCCAGGCCCUGAAUGUACAGGACCAGAACCUGCGAGGCCAAGAGGACAGCCAGAGCCAAGGAGCCUGAGAUUUGUUGGCAGAAACACCCCAACCAGAAGCAGGGGCAUGGAGAACAGAGGGGAGUCAGCUGGAGCCCCAGCUGACACUGGGGUGUCCCAGGAGCUGCUGGAAGAAAUGAUCUGGUUUUUUCGUGUAGAAGAUGCGGCUCCUUGGAACUAUUCCAUCCUGGCCCUGGCAGCCGUGGUAGUGGUGAUAAGCAUGUUCCUCCUGGUACGGAGCAUCCAGGCCAACAGAAAUCGAAAGAAGCAGCCACAAGAAAAAGAAAAGCCAGAAGUCCUGUAUCUGGAUGAUGCUGGAACCAAAGAAAACAACAGCCUGAACCACCUGACAGAGACACUGAUCCCAGAAAAGCCGACCCUGGCUCCCGCGGAAACUGAGUUGAACGAGAAAGCUACAGCAUCGGUGUGCCUUGGAGACCUACAGGAACCCGAGAGCCAGGGAGCAAUCAGACUAUGUGCCACCCAAAGAUAGUCAGGAUGUCAUAGUCUGAGCUCGGUUUGAACAGUUUCCCCAUGAAGCCCGAUUUUUUUUCCCCAGUAGAGAAUGAGUGAACUACAAUCAAAUGAAAAUUGUGUUAUUAAGAAAAAAAAAAAAACACCUCUUUUAUUCAAAUGCUUUCCAAAGUGGGCAGAUGGAAUGGAAUAGUUGGUUCAGGGGGCGGUGGUCCACACACACAGAGUGGCUUGGAGCAAAAGCGCACUGUCCUCAGCAGGCCUGGGGCUGAGACACGCAACCACAGCUUCCCCGCGUAUUCAGUGGAGCCGGGGACGGGGUUAGAGACCUUUCAGUCCACACUCUUAGGGUUGCUGGCUGGGAGAGGAAAGAACAGGUUCCCCUCCCGGCUCUUCCAAAGCCCUCUUCCUAUACCUGCUCAUCUCCUGAGGGUUUGUGGUAGACAGUAAGAAAACAACUACAAACAGUGGACCCCCCCAAGGCAGGAAGGGUCCUGAUCUCAUGUCUGAACAAUAGUGUUGUGGCAGAAGCUGUGGUAGGAGCACCCACAAAUAAUUUAUGCAAAAAUAUCUGCCUUAUAAACUCAAAAUACUUUGGCUUUGAGCAUGCAGCCCCGUGGCUGAGAGUCCCAGGUCCUUCUAAGACUACAGAUACACUGUGUUAUCUCUGCCAGUGGGCAAGCAAGCCAACGGUGCCUACCAGAUGGCAUCUAAUCCUGCCAGCGAUAGGCUCCCUGAGGACUUUCACUGGAGAGAAUGACUUUGUCAUGCAGCCUUUGUCAUUAAACUCAAGUGUGGGUCUGAGGGUCUUUAACAAAGUGGACACAAGAGGCUGGUGGGGGAAAAAAAGUGCUGGAGGUUCCCUUCAGUGGCAAAUCCACAGCUUCUCUCUGUCCCCUACACUGAGGGGUAAGUGCUUGGAAAUACCCCCACCUGGACUUCUAUGCCUUAUCCAGGCUUUCAUGUAGGUUAUUUCAAUUAGAUUUCCCAUAGGUGAGCUUCCAAAGUUUGUUGCCUGGGGCUUCUCUAAAAGCUGCUAUGCCCUUUCCUUCCACUAGGUGACGCUAUGACCCAGGGCCAACUUCCUACAGGCUGUUCUCAGUCUUCACAGGGACACUGAUUCUCUGAGCGGGCUAUCCAAAGCUGUCCAAAGGAGCCACAGCUAGCCUGGCAGUAGCUGGAACAGGCAAGGGUUAUGGUACAGGAUGGGCACUGCGGUUUCUUCCUGCUUAUUGCUGACCCCAAGUCUCUCAAUGUCACAGUGGCAGUUUCCCAUCCAAGGUCAUGGAUGUAGUAGUUACCAUGGAGCCCAAGACCUGGAGGGAAUAGGCCAGCAUCCCUGCCCAUCCCUCUGGCUCACAUAAAGAACAGAGUUGGGGACACCGCUUGAUGCUGGAGGCGAAGUCAUCUGUCCACCAGAUGACAAGGGUUUGGGUCCAUCAGAGAGAGAAAGGCGGGUGGAAACAAGUCACCUCUGGGCCCUCGAAUCUGAGGUUCCUGCCGAGGGGUCCUCAGAAGAUCUUGAAGCCCUUCAGUAAGGUCAGGGUAGGUGCCUUGCGUUUGCUCUGGGCACGGGAUGACUUCACAGUGACCAGCUUGGCCUGGGCCACAGUGGGCAUCUCCUUCAGGCUGACAGUGGAAAGAGUGUUGAAGGUGCAGCUGGCCAGUCCAUGCCGGGCAGUGAGUGGACCAUGGUGGGACACGGCUCUCUCCUCGGAGAUGAAGAGGGGCCGGGCCGGGGGACUCUUCUCCAGCUCCCGCCGCGCCUCCCGCACCGCCUCGUGGAAGACAUGCUGCACGUGCUCAAAGUCCAGGCAGGCAGAGACCUCAAAAAACAGGCACCCGAACCUUCCGGCCAAAGCUGCACCCUCGGCCUUGGUGACCUGCCUGUGAAGGAGGGUGAGGCAGCAAGUCAGGAACGUGUGACUCCAAGUCAGGUCAGGAAAGUCCUCCACCCAUGUCUUCCACCUACUGGCUUGGGUUCAUCUUCACCUCCUGAGUCUUUUCCCAUCAGAACAACAGGACAAUGGUAUUUACUUCUCAGGGUUUUCAGGACUAAGAUGGACCAUAUGCACUGAGUGCUGACACAUUAUAACAUUACCCGUCAUAGACUCAGCACUCAGAAAAUGUUAGCUUGUGGCAUGGUGGCGCACACCUUUAAUCCCAGCACUCAGGAGGAUCACUGUGAGUUCGAGGCCACCCUAAGACUACAUAGUGAAUUCCAGGUCAGCCUGAGCU
Molecule: messenger RNA, 3053 nt
Organism: Jaculus jaculus (lesser Egyptian jerboa)
Lineage: Eukaryota; Metazoa; Chordata; Mammalia; Rodentia; Dipodidae
Gene: Slc51b
Product: solute carrier family 51 subunit beta
Exons: 4
Coding region: 409-834 (141 amino acids)
Biological process (GO): bile acid and bile salt transport
Cellular component (GO): plasma membrane
Molecular function (GO): transmembrane transporter activity; protein heterodimerization activity
Source: RefSeq, a predicted model, not a curated record